This is a messenger RNA of Sparassis crispa, 1704 nucleotides long. Its product is annotated as UDP-galactose transporter. Gene Ontology annotation, cellular component: Golgi membrane. The coding region runs from base 1 to 1704 and encodes 567 amino acids. Gene Ontology annotation, biological process: pyrimidine nucleotide-sugar transmembrane transport. The transcript is spliced from 2 exons. The record is from RefSeq and is a predicted model, not a curated record. Gene Ontology annotation, molecular function: UDP-galactose transmembrane transporter activity. NCBI's taxonomy places the organism in Eukaryota, Fungi, Basidiomycota, Agaricomycetes, Polyporales, Sparassidaceae.
AUGGCCCAGCACCAACCCUUCGACGGUGCUCAGCACGCGUUGCAUCUCAACCUCAACCUCAAAGAGGCAGACGCCUAUGACACUGAGGAGCUCGGCCUGGCCCAGGACGCUCAGAACAUAGUGCCCUCAAUAUGCGGUAUGCCCCUCAAAUACGUUUCGCUUGUGACUCUGGCAGUCCAAAACGCAUCGUUGACACUCAUAAUGCACUACUCUCGCGUCUCCGCGGCACCGUCCCACACGUAUUCUGCCGGCGCCGCCGUCCUCGUCACUGAGCUGCUCAAGGGCUUCAUCUCCCUUGCCAUCGCGUUUUCCCGCAUAGAAAGCUGCUCGUCCAACGUCCCUGGCACGUCGUCAUGGAACCCACGCGUGUUUCUCUACCGCUUCAGACGCCUCGGUAAAGAGGUGUUCCGAUCGGACUGCUGGAAACUGUCCGUCCCCGCUAUCCUAUAUGUCAUUCAAAAUAAUCUGCAGUUCGUCGCGGUGUCCAACCUCGAGGCGGCGACUUUCCAGGUCAGCUACCAGAUGAAGAUCCUCACCACCGCGGCGUUUUCAGUCCUCCUGCUUCGCAAGAAACUUAACCCGACCAAAUGGCUUGCCCUGUUCUUCCUCGCCAUUGGUGUGGGUAUCGUUCAGAUUCAGAGCGGAACAUCAUCGUCGUCUGUUGUGGCGGCGCAUGACAUGAACCAAUUCAAGGGCUUCAUGGCGGUCGUGGCAGCGUGUUUCACGUCGGGGCUCGCGGGUGUCUACUUCGAGAUGGUUCUGAAGAACUCGCAGGCCGACCUUUGGGUCCGCAACGUCCAGCUGUCGUUGUUCUCCCUUCUCCCCGCGCUACUUCCCAUCGUGUUCUCGCAAACCGCAUCGGCCACGCCGGGGUCUGGGGUUUUCAGCAUGCGGCUGUUUGAGAACUUCGGUGUGUGGGCAUGGGCAACUGUCUUGGUCCAGGUUCUCGGCGGAUUGCUCACCGCCCUCGUAAUCAAGUAUGCGGACAACAUUCUGAAGGGGUUCGCGACGAGUCUGAGCAUCGUCAUUUCCUUCCUUGCGUCCGUCGCACUCUUCAACUUCCAGAUGACCAUCACGUUCAUACUCGGCUCGACUGUCGUCCUUGUCGCGACCUGGAUGUACAAUCAGCCGGAAAACGUUACAGACUGUAGCCCCUUCAAGGAAUGCAAAGCAUGGUGGUGGAAGGCUAUGCCGAGUUUCCGCGCCUCCUCCGCAGUCGAGCUGUCAGGGGGCGCCCUUUCCCGGCGCGCGUCUAUGUCCUCGCUAUCCUCGCUCACCUCCUAUUCCUCGGGGACGAUGUCUUUUCCCGGUUCGCCCGUCGAGCGCGACGAACCCAUUCUCUCACAGGAAAAGAAGCGCCCGGAGCAUGCGGGCCGCGUCCAGCCGCUGCGCGCGAUUCGUGUUGCUGCAUCCCAGCUUGCCCAGUUCGUUGCGCCCCAUCCCAACGCGAUUCCCGCGCUCUCGUCCUCGACUUCGCUGGUCUUUACCGCCCAAGAGAACGUCGGCGCAGCGUACGUGUACCCGACCAGCGGCCACACGUUCGUGCAGCACGCACAGGGCUCCCUUUCCACCUCCGCGUCGUAUCCGACGUCGCUCUCCCGUCCAUCAAGCGCACUAUCGACCUAUCCCACGUCGCGCCCCGCUAGUGCAAUGGGUGGCUCCGUGUCCUCAUCUACGCUCGUCGAAUCGGCGCAGGCGCCAUGA